GGGCCGUGACAAGGCGGAGCUCACUGUGACGGACGCUGCAGAUCCCUAAGAUUUUUGAAGGCCGCAACGGAAACGUGUUAAAAACUGUAACGAAGCGCUUAGCCCAACACCUUGUACACAGCACGCGGCAACAGCCUCGGCAAAGCGCCGCUCGCGCCCUCAAGAAGCCCCCAGACGUCCAGGCCCAUCCCGGCAUCCUUUGCGCCGCGCACGGGAAAGCUGCGGCACGUUUUGGCCUCUUCGGCCGCCGUCGGCCCUACGUUGCUAUGGAAACGCAGUUGGCCUCACUAUGUCGUUGCAACAGGCCCCUCAGUCGCGGGUGUUCGUGGAACUGGUUCCCUGGGCUGAGCGGGGCCGGGAGAACAGCCUGGUCUCGGGCGGAGAAACGCUGCCUGCUCUCCGCCGCCCCCUCCCCUCAGCACAGGGCCAAAGUGCGCCCCGCGAGGUGCACGUCAGCGGCGCCGCGGAGGUGUCUGCGAGCCCCGACCGGGCGCAGCUGGCGGUGCGAGUGAGCAGCACCAAGGAGGCGGCGGCCGAGGCCAAGAGGAGCGUCGGCCGCCGCCUGGACUACAUCACGCAGAGCCUCCAGCAGCAGGGUGUGCAGGCAGAAAAUGUAACAGUGACAAAAGAUUUUAGAAGAGUGGAAAAUGCUUAUCACCUGGAAGCAGAGGUCUGCGUUACAUUUACUGAAUUUGGAAAAAUGCAAAAUAUUUGUAACUUUCUUGUUGAAAAGCUAGAUAGCUCUGUUGUCAUCAGCCAACCCCAGUUCUAUCAUACUCCAGGUUCUGUUGAGAAUCUUCGACGGCAAGCCUGUCUUGUUGCUGUUGAGAAUGCAUGGCGCAAAGCUCAAGAAGUCUGUAACCUUGUUGGCCAAACUCUAGGAAAACCUUUAUUAAUCAAAGAAGAAGAAACCAAAGAAUGGGAAGGCCAAAUAGAUGAUCACCAGCCAUCCAGACUCUCAAGUUCAUCAACUGUACAAGAAAAAAUCAAAUGUGCAACAAUAUAUGCUGCUUCAAAAGUAUUUAUAACUUUUGAAGUAAAGGGGAAAGAGAAGAAAAAAAAACUUUGAAAUUCCAACUAAAAUAUAUUGUUUGUGUCUUUUUGUCUAUUUUUAUACUUUUUAUAAUGUUUCCUUUUGUCCUGAAUAUAUAUAUAUAUUGUAUAGUGUAUAAAGUGUUUCUCCCCAAAAUCUGUCAGUCCUUGAAUACAGUCCCACAGAAUACUUAUGUUACUUUCUAUUUUUAAAAACUUACUAUGGGAAAUACUCUUUGGAAAUAAAUGUGUUAUAUGUGCACACUUGUAUACUGACAAUUCAUAUAAGGGCAUGUGUAAGUAAUUUUUACAUUUCUAACUACAGGAAGAAAUAUUGACCGUUAUUAGCAUGAUUCUUAACAUUAAUAGAAAGAAUGAUGAGUAAUACAUAAUUUUUGAUAAAAGGGUAAUGAGGUAUACUAGGAAAAUAUUUUGAUGCCAGAAAUAAAAGACAAUAUAUGGACCAGAUCCUCCUUACCCAGGGUCCCUUUCAUUAUACCAGCACUCUCCGAUACAAAUAUAAUGCAAGCCACAAAAUUCCCUUGUAGACACAUUUAAAAAAAGUAAAAAAUAAAAAAAGAUAGAGUUGAAACUAAUUUUAAUACUUUAUUUAACCCAGUAUAUCUAAAAUAUUAUUUCAGCAUGUAAUAAAUAUUUUUUAAAUAAUUAUUGGAUGUUUUAUAUUCUUUUUUUACUAAGUCUUCAAAAUCCAGUGUGUAUUUUAUAUUACAGCACAUUUCAA
Diceros bicornis minor is the source of this 1774-nucleotide messenger RNA. It is a transcript of the gene IRAK1BP1, whose product is annotated as interleukin 1 receptor associated kinase 1 binding protein 1. NCBI's taxonomy places the organism in Eukaryota, Metazoa, Chordata, Mammalia, Perissodactyla, Rhinocerotidae. Gene Ontology annotation, biological process: immune response; canonical NF-kappaB signal transduction. The transcript has 4 exons. The coding region runs from base 290 to 1069 and encodes 259 amino acids. The record is from RefSeq and is a predicted model, not a curated record.